Molecule: messenger RNA, 8137 nt
Organism: Sabethes cyaneus
Lineage: Eukaryota; Metazoa; Arthropoda; Insecta; Diptera; Culicidae
Gene: Set2
Product: probable histone-lysine N-methyltransferase CG1716
Exons: 7
Coding region: 136-7866 (2576 amino acids)
Biological process (GO): regulation of DNA-templated transcription
Cellular component (GO): nucleus; chromosome
Molecular function (GO): histone H3K36 methyltransferase activity; protein binding
Source: RefSeq, a predicted model, not a curated record
GGAAAAGAAGUGUCGUGAAUUGUUCCACGGAAAAUCACUUUAAAACGUUUGAUAAUGUGCUAAAAACCUAAUUUUUGUAUCACCACACUGUAGUUAGGUGCAGCCUACAUCUAUGGGUGAUAUUUUUGCGUGAAAAUGGUAAGAAAAACACGCACUUCAGCUGCAGUGAAAAAUUGCACUCCGCCACCGAAAGACAAUGACAGGGGCGAGACUUUGCCACCCGAAACGAUAGCGACAGUGAGCAGUGAAGUGGAUUCUAGUGUCGAUAGCGUUAGCGAGACGGAAGCUAGUAGUUCUUUGGAUGCGAUUUCGUCAUCAAGUUUAAAGCCAUCGGUUGUGAUUGAAAUGUUACCAAUGGAUAAAAUUAACCAACCUCUAGCAUCCGGUGUGAAGAAGACACGUAGUAAGGCAAGAGCAUCUCCUGUAUCGAGGACAACCAGAAGUCAAAAGAGAAGUUCUCCAAUGUCAGCGGACGACGAAGAAAUCAUUGAGUUGAUUGAGAUAUUGGAUGAUGAUUCUAAGUCGCGUGAAAGUAGUAAUGCAGAACCGGAGACUGAAGGUCGCGCUUUUGUGAAACUAGAUCAAGAUUAUGAUGAAAUAGCUAGUUCGGUCAUCGUCAAGGGUUCGCUGAAAGCGACCGACGAAACAAGAAUGCAAACAGAUGAACCGGUCAAAAAGUCAAGUCCGAGUGAGGAUCGUACAAUUCACGUGCUCAUGGAUAAGAUGGACAUAACGAAUGUUUCUUCAGUUCAGCAAAAAACUGAGAAAAAGUCAGAGGAAGACGAUGCUGCCAGCUCUGUCAGCAGUGGACCUCAAACCAGUCACGAUGGUGAAGAAGAUAAGCUUCCUAAAACGGAGGUGGUCGGAACACGCAAGUCGAAACGUCAAGUGAAGGUGACGAAUAAGUAUCGUGAUUUUGUGGUUGAUGCUCCACUGCCUUCUUCGCAAGUUCCUUAUUCGGAUAUAAAACUGGCGCGUGGUAAUGCCGGAGGACGAAAGAGUCACGCUAAAGAACUUGAACUAUCUUCAUCGGAUGAUUUUUCCCCGGAUUCUCCUCCUAUGGUCAUUCAAGCACCAAAAAAAACCUACAGUAAUAAAAAAGGAAACAGUUCUAGCUCUGACAAAGCAGAACCUGAGGAACCACAAAAAAGACGGGUUACAAGAUCGGCUACACCGGUUUCCCAUCGCGGUCGUAAGAAGAAAGAGUCUGUUACUGCUAAUCCUGUGACUUUGCUUCAACCAGAUGAUGAAACAAUCGAAUUUCCGCGGCCAAACGAUAAAAACGAAUCUACCUUAACGCUGAACAUUGAUAGUAGCUAUUUUUCGGACGAAGAUAUUUUUGGAUUUGAUGAGACUCAAUCGCCGGAAGAGUUUUGUGGUUGGCCCGAAGAUGAAUGCCAGGAUCCGAGUGCAAGCUCGUCUUUUUCGACACUGUCGAGACUAACUUACACCCCGGAGCCGUGUUUUUCGGCUGCAUCGUUCCAUUCGUUAGGCGAGAUGGAGUAUUCUGAAGCAAAACUCGAAACCAAUUCCGCAAAACGACGUGGGAGACCUCCGAAACAAGCAACACAAACAGCACCGAUCAUGCCGAUAGUGGAAACAAGCACACGUCCUGCGGGUUCCACGUUUAUUAAGAGAUCAUAUAAAACGGCUAAAACCAGUCCGGCAAGAGCUGCUACGCCCGGAUUGGAUUCCAACUUACAGAGCAUUGUUAAAAUAAAGGAACAGAAACAAACGGUUCAACCAAUGGAAAUUGUACAGCCAAUUGCAAGUGAGCUUCAGGAAACUGCCGGAAUCGACGAUGUUGUUGAGGAUGCUAUAGAAAUAGUGCUGCAAGCCGAGGAAAUUAUCAUCGAUAAAGAUGCUUCCGUGCUGGAUUCCGUUGCAGGCAUUCCUAAGCCGCCUAGAAAUCGACGAAGAAUUCGCGGUGGUAGACGGCCAUCCCCCACCAGUGGUGCUCCGCGAAGGGGCAGAAGCCGUGUCGAUGACGACGUUGAUGGUGAUUCUACCAUGGAAGGUCCAACGGUUGCUUCGAUUGCGGCAACACAAGAUGCUGAACUCGUCUCAUCGAUAGAAGUAGAGGAACAACCAAUUCCGGCGGUUGAAGUUGCCGUUUUGCCGCCGUUGGCGGCGGAACACCUUCAGGAGACAUUAUUGUCGACCGUGAAAGAACCUGUCCCAGUUGCAUUGGACGUCGAUGAAAGAUCCAUCAAGAAAAAGCAUAAGAAAUAUAAAUCGAAAGACGAAUACAAGCACGAUGUUUCAUCGGAAGUACGAAAAUCGGAGUCCAAAUCCCACAGUCCGGUUACGCAAGUGAAAGCAUCUACCUCGGAAACGGCACUGAAAGAUGUUAAAGAAUCUUCUAGUUCCACGCCUAAAACGACCGAUUCCGGAGAGAUUAUUAUUUUGGACUCUAAGGAUAUAAUUCCCAAAGCGGCCGCUAUCAGCAACGAACCUUCCGGUGAAAUCAAAGACCGCGGCUCAAAAGAAUAUUCCCAUAAGGAAUCGAAGAAAUCAUCCCGAGAUAGUCGAGAUCACCGCAGACCGAGCUCCUCUUCGAGAGAUCCUAAAAAGCGUCACAAAGAUCGUUAUAAGGACUCCAAGGACAGAGAUCGGGAUCGGGAUCGGGAGGACAGUCGUAAGGAUCGUGACUCUUCGAAGAGUAGUAAGGACAGAGAUAAAGAACGAUAUCGGAAACGUUCGACUGAUAGCAGAAAAGAGCGACGCUCAGACAUUCCAGAGGUAGACCAAAAGCGAACGGACUCGAAGGAUUCUAGUAGCGGUGACAAAAAGGUGGAGGUAGAAAAGAAACCGACGGUGGAAAACCGACCAGUUGAAACGAUUGAAAAGCGGGAUUCAAAGCCAGUGGCAACACCAACGAUUGUGAAAGUAUUGGAUAAACCAAAAAAAUGCUUCGAUUCCGAACUGCAAGCGAUGGAUCCGAAGCAAAAGUCCUACGAUGAAUCGAAACGGUCGCGAGAACAUGACAAGUCACGCAAAUCGGACAAGCAUAAGCAUCGCAGUGAAUCGGAGCUGCGAAAAAAGGGCUCCGUUAGUGAGCUGAAAUUGUCACAACACAAGGAAUCGAAGGAAAAAAGUCGAUCCACGGAUUCAUCUCCGGUGCCUCUCAAAGUGCAGGGUGAUUCAGAGGUACGUAAAAAGUCAUCCUCCGAGCUGCGAUUACCUUAUGAAAGAAGCAAAGAAAAAAGUCGCUCGACAGAUUCCUCACCGGUACCGUCUAAGCAUGGUUCUUCCAGUUCCAGUUCGAGGAAAUCCUCUAAGGAAUCUAGCAGUUCUCGUAAGGAUUUGCAUUCUACUUCUACUACUACUACCAGUAGUAGUAGCAGUAGCAGCAGUAGUUCAAAAGCACGGAAAGCUUUAGCUGAUUCAUUGAAGGACGAAAAGUCGACAGAAAAAAUCAAAUACAAACAAUCAUCCCAAGAUAAAAUUCCACAAGAGGAUGUCAAACCGUCAACGGUUACGGUCGUUCCGCAAGUGGUAGAGUCAUUACCGGUAAAGGAAGACCCCAUCCCUGUGCAAGAGUUUUCCACCGUGUCUGCGCCACAGGAAGCAGUCCGACCGGAAACACCUCGUGUCGCAACCAAAGCAUCCCGGAAAAUGUACCAGAGUGAAGAGGACAAGCAACAAAUGGAAAUCCUGCAGCCAAAGGUUGAGGAACCUUUGCCUUUGCCACCGAUCGACGUUACUGUUGUAAAGCAGGAACAAAAGCCGGAAGAGCCAAGUACGAUAAAAUUAGAAAGAGAUGAAUCUUCGGUACAGGAAAUUUCCGACGCAUUCGAUGCUAGCGUUCAGAUAUCCGGCCCACGGCCGGAGAUUGCUCUGAAAGAAUUCGAAAACAUAUCGAUUUCGGAUGAGAAAUCCGCGGCUGAGCUGCCAGUAAUUCCGAAAUUGGAACCGAAGGCGGACGAUUCUUUGCCGCCGUCGUCGUCGUUGUUAUUGCAUGACAGGUCAUCCCCAUCGCAGGAACUGUCCAAUAAUGAGGAUUCUAAUUCGAACUCCACCAAUAGUUCGAUGUUGGACACGUCGAAGGAAGUGAAAACGGAAACCGCUGACGACGGGUCCAUUCGACGGUCUUCUCGCAUCAAGACGAUUAGUUCGCAAAAGCAACGGACCAGCGGACAUGGGUUGGUUAAGGAUAAGGAUAAAUUUUUGAAGAAAACAACCAUUUCCGUUGGGAUCGAUUCGAAAGUUUUGAAAGAUGCGGUUACUGGAAAUUUUAAUGUGAUUUCAGCCGCGGAUGGUGUUGCGAUGGAACAGUCGGUCGCCGCUGGCGAUUGUGAUCCGUCGGUAACGAAUAUUGAACUUUCGGAGGAAUAUCUGCGUGAUAUGGAGGAUAAGUUGAGUCGGUUUGAGACGAUUCGCGAAAAUAUGUACCAUUGCGAAAAGGUGAUUAGUAAGGAGGCGAAGAAAAUGAUGUGCGAUUGUUUUUUGACCGGGGAGGAUAUCGAGCGUGGCGAGUUGGGUUGUGGGGAGGAUUGUCUGAACAAGCUGCUGAUGAUCGAGUGCGGUUCACGGUGCGUCGUGGGAGAGCGCUGUACGAAUAAGCGCUUCCAAAAGCAGGACUAUGCAAACUGCCAGGUUUUCCGUACGGAAAAGAAGGGUUUUGGAAUCCAGGCCAGUACGCAAAUCGUGCCGGGGGAGUUUAUCAUGGAAUACGUCGGUGAGGUGUUGAACAGUGAGCAGUUUGACGAACGGGCCGAGUUGUAUUCGAAGGAGAAAAAUAAGCACUAUUAUUUUAUGGCGCUGCGAAGCGAUGCCAUCAUUGAUGCCACCACAAAGGGAAAUAUUUCUCGAUUUAUCAAUCACUCGUGUGACCCGAAUGCUGAGACGCAAAAGUGGACCGUUAAUGGUGAACUGCGGAUUGGAUUUUUCAGUACAAAAUACGUCAUGCCGGGGGAGGAAAUUACCUUCGACUAUCAGUUCCAGAGGUAUGGCCGGAGAGCUCAAAAGUGUUACUGUGAGGCUGAAAACUGCACUGGUUGGAUAGGUGGUGAUCCUGGCAGUGACGGCGAGUCGGAAUAUGAAGAGGAAGAGGUGGAAGAAAGUGAAGAAGAAGACACACAAACGGCGGAAGCUGCUGUUGUUUCCACUGACACUGCCUUGGAGAAUCUCAAGCUUGAAGGCGGUAAGGAAGGAGAAGGAAUUGCUCGGCCAACGGCAGAGGGCGAUGCACAACUGAUGAAACAAGACGAAUCAAUCCCCGUGAUUAAAUCGGAACAAAAACCGCGUAAGGUUCGUAAGCGAGUUGAACGUCCCAAGAAGCGACGACAGCAGAUUCUCGAAGAUCCUGAUCUGGAGAAGGAAAUCAAUCAGCUGUUGAAAACAGGUUUGAAGAAUCAAGCUCAAACACUGAAGCUAUCCCGGUUGAUGGUUCGCGCCAAGGAUAUCAAAUCCAGAAGUCGUCUGCUAACGAUCCUACAAAGCGGGGAGUUACCCUGCCGGCGAUUGUUCUUGGACUAUCAUGGUCUGCGACUACUGUACGGUUGGAUUUGCGAAUCAACCGAAUCCAUUGACGAUCUCAAAUUUCGAAUUCAAAUCUUGGACACAUUGGAUCGGUUACCCAUUCCGAAUAAAACAAUGUUGAAAGAUAGUAAAAUAUUGCAAACGAUUGAAAGGUGGGGCAAAAUUGAAAAAUCCAAGGACAAAGAUAAGGAAGAGGAGAAAGAAAAAGAGCGGGAAACGUCCAGUACUAGCUCACCCAGUGAUAGCAAUGGCGCUGGAAGUGACAGCAAUUCUACGGAUGCCAAAAAGCAGGAUAUCGUCGGUAGCGUAGAAGUACUGAAGAACAUGCCUGAGCUGCUUAAACUAGCGGAUCUUGGCAAACUCAAAGAAAUCAUAAGCAGCACCUGCGUGGAGAAAGACACCGACAAGGAAAAACCCUCCAGUAGUUCUAUUGCCGAAACCAUCCCCUCGGCAGCUAGUUUGAUGGACUCAAUCGAGAUCCCCGAGCCGGAGGACGAGAACGCUCCAGAGGAGAAGCGGCUGGGAACCCAGAUUCGCAUCCUUUCCUGCAAGCUCCUAAUCAGUUGGAUCAACUUGAAAGAGGUAUUCAGAAUUCCCAAGAAGGAACGAAUCGAGCAGAUGAAGGAACACGAACGCGAAGCCGACUUGCGCUACAAAGCGCUCGGCCUGGGCGAUGACGACGAUCAGAGCUCAUCCUAUCGGCACGCCGCCUCUAGUCGCUACUUCGAUCGGUCGCGGGAGAUGAAACGACGCAAAUCGGUCGACGAAGCUAGCUUUUACAAGAUGAAACGGGCCCUAGCCGCCACUGCCAGUCCAAUGCCCAAAAUGGACAAUCUCUCCAAACAACAGCGACGGCAGCUGUUCGAAAUGAAGGUCGCUCACGAGGAGGCCGAACGUAGAAAUAAGGAACUUUGGAUGCAGCACGAAAACAACUGCCUAAAGUUUGGACUUAAUCCGCAUUUAACCGCUCCGCAUGAUGUUCCGGCCAAGAUGAACCCCGCCACCGGUGAAUACUUCUCAGCAGAUGACCGCCUUCUACCCACACCUCCCAGUCACGUGUACUUCAAAGUGCUGCCUCCCCCGAUGCCCACUAGUCCGGAAGACUACGAACUGCCUCCGAUGGAUUUGCCGCCGCUGUGGAAAUUCGCCAUUGACGAUCGUGGUCGUCUCUACUACUAUCAUGUGAAAGACCGAGUACCUCAGUGGGAGCCACCGAAAAAAGACAACCAAGGUGGACCGGGACAAGGUUUGCGCGAUGAGGACAUUUCCAUGAGUUCAGACUCUAGUACCACCGAUACGGAAGACUCCGAAGAGGAGUACCUCAACACACAGCUGGAGCAACUGCAAAAACGGAAGAAAAAGCAGCAAUCCAGCUUCAAUUUAGAUGACGUACUAGCUAAGCCGGACGACAUGAAUGAUGACCUUUCCAAAACGAUCAAAGAUCUGGAAGCAGGGGAUUCAUCUCCAAAUGCUAGCAGCAAAGUCGACAAGGCGCUGGGGGAUACGUUCGACAAAAAUGCCGAGGAGCUGCUGCAGCACCGUAAGCGGAAGCACAGCAACAAGCUGGUUCAGGAGCGGGUGAUCAGCCCUCGAACCGAGGAGGACAAACUGUACGGCCAAAUGGAGAUGAAACGCUACAAGGAAACCAAAGAAAAGCUACGCCGGCGAAAGGAGGAAGCCAAGCGGCUUCGCGCUCGUAGCAUGCUGGACAAAUCACUAGCGGCCGACAGUCCGUUCAGUGGCUCGUUCUCCGCCGACCCACUGGAUAAGAGUGCCGCUGAAAGUUCACUCAUCGAUGACGACCUGGUUGUGUCGCACAAGAUUGUCGACGAUAAGUGCAUAGUUGAUGAGCUGGACAUCCUAACGAAGAAGAAGAAAAUAUCGCCCUACGAAGAGUGGCAGAAGGUAAAGCAGCGUUUGGGUAAGAAACGGGCUGCAAAAAUGGGCGAAAGUUCCACCUUCAGUGGAUCGACUUCGUCGGGAGGAGCAUCCACCUCGGCCGGGGCAAGCUCGUCGAAGGUUGGCAAACGCAAAAAGACUGACAAGUUAGAUCUCAACAGCGAGGAAGCCAAAAAGAUCAAAGAAAAAUUCCGCGGUGAAAUAGCUGGAGUCAUCGUGCAGCAUUUGGGUGCGUAUCGGAAAGAUUCGUGCCAAACCGGUAGAAUCACCAACACGGAGGACUUCAAACACCUGGCCAGAAAGCUAACCCACUUCGUUCUGGUGAAGGAACUCAAGCACUGCGACAACACGGUCAACGAGCUAGAGGUAACGGACUCCGUCCGGACCAAGGCACGUGAGUUCAUUAAAAAGUAUAUGGCCAAACACGGUACCGUGUACGUUCGGGGUGAAAACGAACCCGACUAUGCUAGCAUAAAUCUCUGAGACAACGCCAAGGGGAAAGUGGAGAAACAACCGGCACCGGUUGAAGCUCCACCGGCUCCCCAGAGUUAAAUCUAGUAUGCUGACAGUUCGCUGAAAGUGUGAAGGAUGUGCUUGUGACGGCGUAUUUAGGAUAGGCUCAAUUUAUGACGGCUCGAUCCGAUUUAAUUACGUACAAAAAAGAUUGUAUUGACAUCUGCACUAGCAUAGUUGGUUUCCAAAAUCAAUUGAUGUGCAUUAUAGAAUUUUAACCACUAUGUAAUAAAAGAAAGUA